AUGAGCGCGGCCGGGGCAGCUCCAGGCGCAGCGGGUGCGGUCCAGGGGCUGCGGGUCGACGGGCUGCCCCCGCUUCCCAAGAGCCUGAGUGGGCUACUGCACUCUGCGUCCGGGGGCGGCGGCACAUAUGGGGGCUGGCGGCAUCUGGAACGGCUGUACGCGCAGAAGUCGCGCAUCCACGACCAGCUAAGCCGUUGGUGCGCAGGGGGCAGGGGCGGCCGGACUUCGGGGCUCUCCCCCAAACCUCCCAACCUGGAUGCCGCGGUGGCCUUGCUCCGCAAGGAGAUGGUUGGCCUUCGACAGCUGGACAUGUCCUUGCUCUGCCAGCUAUAUAGCCUCUAUGAAUCCAUUCAGGAAUAUAAAGGGGUGUGCCAUGCAACAUCCAGCCCAGACUGUUCAUAUGCUCUGGAGAAUAGCUUCAGUGAGGAGGAAGAAUAUUUCCAAGAGCAAAAGGGACUCCAUGAUGAGAGGGAGCGAGGCUCUUCGAGGGACAUGCCACUGCCUGUUACUUCACUUUCCAACAGUGACUGGAUACUAGAGUCUAUAUAG
Molecule: messenger RNA, 549 nt
Organism: Suncus etruscus (white-toothed pygmy shrew)
Lineage: Eukaryota; Metazoa; Chordata; Mammalia; Eulipotyphla; Soricidae
Gene: FAM89A
Product: family with sequence similarity 89 member A
Exons: 2
Coding region: 1-549 (182 amino acids)
Source: RefSeq, a predicted model, not a curated record